UCCGCGUGUGUGUCCCUCGGCUUGACAUUUGCUACCCCACAGCGGCCGCCUUGAAGUCCAGGCGUACUUCCCAGCCCUGAAGUUCUGUAGGUGGGGCGGGCUCUAAUUUGCUGAGAUCUAAUGAUUGCAGGAGCCUCGCUUUAAAAUGGCGGCAUUCAGUAGACACCCCUGCUAGAGGCGCGCCCAGCACCGGGGCCACCCCGCGCAGAACUGCUUUUGCUUCUGCCGCUAACAGAUGGCAUGUGCCGCUGCUGCUGUCCCUGCCGCCUCCGCCGAGAGCAGGGCCCCUUAGCCUCUGGGUUUGCGCUAGCAGCACAAGGUUUCUGAAAAGUGCCUUUUCUGAAAACUGCUGCUUGAAUUCUGCUCCAGAGCUGCCUCUCUGUAAUCCCCUCUCCCUACCACAUCUCCAUCAAAACACAAACAAACUUGUAUGACGGCUAUCAAUGUUACCAUGAUUCGUGAUACCAAGUGGCUGACUUUAGAAGUCUGUAGAGAAUUUCAGAGAGGAACUUGCUCUCGAGCUGAUGCUGAUUGCAAGUUUGCCCAUCCACCAAGAGUUUGCCAUGUGGAAAAUGGUCGUGUGGUAGCCUGUUUUGAUUCUCUGAAGGGUCGGUGUACUAGAGAGAACUGCAAGUACCUUCACCCUCCUGCACACUUAAAAACGCAGCUGGAAAUUAAUGGACGGAACAAUCUGAUUCAACAGAAGACUGCCGCAGCCAUGUUCGCCCAGCAGAUGCAGUUUAUGCUCCAAAACGCUCACAUGUCGUCACCUAAUUCUUUUCCUGUGACUCCAUCACUUGCAGCUAAUCCUGCCAUGCCUUUCAGUCCUUACUUACCUCAUCCUGGGAUGGGCAUGUUUCCUGCCGAACUGUUACCAAAUGCACCUGUUCUGAUUUCUGGAAACCCACCUUUCACAUUGCCAGGAGCCGCUGGUCCAAAACUGAUGCGUUCUGAUAAACUGGAGGUCUGCCGAGAAUUUCAGCGUGGAAACUGUACCCGUGGUGAGAACGAUUGCCGCUAUGCGCACCCGACUGAUGUUUCCAUGAUUGAAGCAAGCGAUAACACCGUGACAAUCUGCAUGGAUUACAUCAAAGGUCGGUGCUCCCGGGAGAAAUGCAAGUACUUUCAUCCUCCUGCGCACUUGCAAGCCAAACUGAAGGCCGCUCAUCACCAGAUGAACCAUUCAGGUGCUGCCGCCAUGGCCCUACAGCCUGGUGCACUUCAACUGAUACCAAAGAGACCAGCACUUGAAAAGACCAAUGGUGUCACCCCAGUCUUUAACCCCAGUGUUUUCCACUGCCAACAGGCUAUGGCUAACCUGCAGCUCCCGCAACCGGCAUUUAUCCCUGCAGGGCCAAUACUGUGCAUGGCACCCACUUCAAGUAUUGUUGAAAUUCUGAACAGCAGAGUUAUGGAGUAUCAGAAUCUCUCCAUGAGAAGCUCCAUAUGGCCUUUCUAUAUAUAUUUUCGUACGUCCUCUUCUACCAACUCAACAAUAAGUGUGGUGCAGUCAAUAUAUUAAGCAAAACAAACAUACCAACCAAAUUAAAAAAAAAUCAAGCAUUAAAAUCAAUAGAGAUGUUAAAAGAAAACACGACUAGAAAACUACCAUCUAUCUUAUUUGAAUAUCAGGUAGAACGUGGCCAUUAAAUUUUGAAACGUGUUAUGUUACCCUUUGUCAUUUUCCAACAACCACUGUGCCGAGUGCAUCUCCACAGUGGACUGUUGUUGUUUUACUGUACAUUCUUUGUGGAGAAAUGUUUGUCUGAUUUUGAAGUGUUACAGUUUUGUUUACAUGGUAGUCUAUUGGGUUGAUUUAGAAUGUAUCGAAUGUAUCCAAUACCAUUUUCCCCAUUGUUGUGUUGAUUUGUACUGUGUUAGGUUUUUACAUUCUAUCUAGUAUGUUACCGUGUAUGUGGGGUGUUUGAUUUUAACUAAAAUAUUUUUAGUGGGAAACAGAAACAUGUUCUUGAAAAAAAUAUGACAGGUUAAUGUUAAUAUGCUCUCUCUCUUUAGGAUAUUUCUGUAGGUUUCUUGGGGCAGACAUUUAAAAGGCCUCACUUUCUGAGUGUGUUCAAACCUGUUCACAAACAUGCAUGUAUAUAAUUGUUCCUGCAGAUCUGACUUUGCAACAUAAGAUCACAUUACUAGAUUUGUUUUGCGAGAGAAGUACUUACCUGCACAAAACAAGGACAUUCUUAAAACAUUAACCCCUGAUUUCACUCCUUUUAAAUAGCUCCCUGGUAAACAAGAAUUUAUUUAAAUCAAUUUCUCAACAUUUAUACUAAAAUUCUGUGAAAGGCCCAUUGCAUUUUUUUGUGUGUGUGUGGCUCGAGGGUUCUAUCUCCUUGGUUGAGUGUCUAAAACUGAGCCAUUUGAAAUCCUGAAGAGAAAAACUGGUACUUGGAGGCUUUAAAGGUAUGCUAAUUACAAGUUAUAAAUUAAACAGGGAGAUGGGAGAAUGGAGAUAGUUUUACAUAUUGGAGGAAGUACGGAAAACCAUUGCAAUGUAACCUUUUAUACAGUGCCAUUUCCUCAGUGCAAAUGGCUCAUCCUUUUUAGACUACUCUUUGAAUAAUAAGAGGCAAUCUAGCAAAAGUCAGUGGGGUGGAAGAGAAUUGGUUCCAAAUGAGGCCUUUCCUCUCCAAAUGGACAAUCUUCUCUAUUGAUCACAGAGGUAGCUUGAGUACAGGUUCAGAGAAAUGAUUAGGAGAGGAGGUGGGGAGACAUUGUAAAAUGAUUCUUUUAUGUAUUCAAAACUUCUGGGAAGGAUGUCCGCAGUUAUCUUUAGCUUCAGUACAACUGAGUUUCCAGUUUUGGUAAACUUAUUGGGGAAGGAGCAAAUGCCUGUGAUAUAUGGCAAACUUUAUUAACAUCAGAGUCUCCCCAAGCAUAACCAAGCCUCUUUUUGUUUGUUUGUUUGUAUUUGUUUGUCUUUAUGUGUGUUUGAAUAUUAGAAUAGAGAGGCUUCUAGCACCCUUUGGAUGAGAUGGAGUGGCUACACUCCACAGAGCUGAGCUGAACUCACACUACUAAUAGUUACAGAAUAAUUUUACAACCAAGUAAAGUAGUAAUUAGUCAGUUCCGGUGAUAUUUGGCAUUCCUCCUCCAUUCAACUCAGUUAUUAAAGUUACUAUUGUUAUACAGUGGAAACAUAUAUUUUACAACAUAGAUUUAGUAUUUUCUACUAAAUAUAUAUAUUCUCUCACUGGAAAGUAUAAAAUCAUCAAACUUGAUAGGUUUGUUUUCUCCUUUAUAAAAAUGAUAAUCACAGAAAACAAUCUGAUUUAUAGUAUCUUAAGCCAGUUAGUAGUAUUCAAAUCACAGAACAAUGGAGACCUUUUUCAUAGUUGAUGAAACUGAGGCCCAGGGCACGUGACUUGUCCAAGACUACCUAGCUAGUAGGUGACAGUCAGACCCAGGGAUAUCUCCUGACUCUCUGUUGCUCCUCCUUUUCACUUCGCACUUCAGAACAUUUGAGACUCCAUCCCAAAGCACAUCAAUUUGGCUCAGAAUAUAAAAAAGCAAAAUUAGCCCUCUGAUAGUUGAUAUCCUCUUAAUCUUAAUCAUCAAUGUGAAUCAUGAUCAAAAGUGAUUUCUAAGUGGUCUUGCUUGUAUCGAGCCAGUGUCAUCCAGUAACAGUAUUGCCUGUAGUUGGAGAACUAAGAGGUGUCUGGACCUUUACCUGUUGAUUCUUUGAACCACUUAAUUUCUAUUUCCCCAAAUCUUAACACUGUUAGAGAAGAAAGUAGAGUAUACCUUUUAUAAAUUACUUGCGUAUGGAACUGAGUUUUAUAUAACCUGUGCCAGUGCCUCUCCAGAAGGGCAGAUCUGAUCACAUGAAGCCAGGAAGGAUGCACCUGAGCUGGUGCCGAUGUGUUCCUUAACGGAGAUGGGAUGUUUUCAAUGCAAAAUGAAUUUUUGUGUAGUCUGAGGUUUUUGGUGCAACGUCCUGUUUCAUUUAACUUGUGAAACUUCUGGCAAAGAUGUGCAUAGAUCUUAAACCUAGAGUACAGCUGCGUUCAUAUUGCCUUAAGCACUGGAAAACAUGAAUAAUGACUUAUUUUUUAGUAAGAGGUUCAGUGAGGGAUAGUCAGGGUAGUUGUAUUUUUGGUGCCGCAAUUUUUUUGUUGUUGGCAUAUUUAAAGAAGUUUUAUAAAUACAUUUAAGAAAGAAAGAAAGCUCAAAGCACUAAAGUUUUGAUCAAAUUCAGAAGAGUUUUGACAAAAAUGCAAUUUUAAGAUAGCAUGCACUCUUUAAACCAGUUGUGCAAUGACUUACUCAAAGGAUCUUUACUCAAGAAAAGUAGAUAAGUCAUUAGACUAUAAAUGUCCAGUUAAAAAGACAAGUCACAAAACUAAUCACUCAGUGACUCUAAACAAUAAUUUACUUGAUGAAUUGUAUAUAUAAAAUUCUAAUCACUUUUGAUUUUUAACAUUUUAUAAACUUUCUCUUUUUCAUGGGCCUCUAUUUUUAGUUAUCCCAAAUUAGUGUUUUUGUCCAGUUCUCUCAGCCUAUUCUAAAAAAUGCAGGAAUGAUGGAACUUGGUUCAAACAGGACAUGUAUACAGAGAAAGUAAUCUACAAGUUAUCAUUUAAGAGGAUUUUGUAGUAUCAGUUAAGAGAAAGAAACACUGUGUGUCCAUCAUAUAAGUAUAUUUUAAAGAGGGAUUAAAAUUAAAUGGAUUCAUAAAAUUGCUAUUUAAAUACAGUAUUUCCCUUUUGCUGUUGGAGCUUGAUUUCACCACCGGCUCUUGUAUUUCAUUUCACUUUUCUAAAUUAGAAUCUUUAAUUUGUAGUUAGUGGUGAUGUGGAGAAUCCUCUUCUCCCUCCUCCAUCAAUCUUCUCCAUCCAUAUUUGAGCAUGUGAAAGCACUUUGACCUUGCCAUAAGUGUUGUUCUACACCACUAGGCUGUGUUCACUAAUGGGCAGCUUCAGCUCACUGGCUCUCCAAUUGGGGAAAAGCAAGUACCUCCUUCCUGCCAUCAGCAGGAACAGAAUAAAAUUAAUCUUUACAUUUGAAUCUGCAGUUAAUGGCAUGGUCGGUAAGCAGAGUGAUGUCUGAAUAAGCAAGAACAUCGACAUUACAUUUUAUUAAAUAAGAGAGAAGGCCCCUGUGCUACUUGGAAUGUUAUUUGGAUCUCCCAGCCCCCUUUGGAGAGUGUAGUUGAGGAUGACCUUGGAUAAAAUGCAGCCAGAAGUUUUCUGAAUUCUUUUAGGCUGUAGGGUAUACUGUGAUGCACAGACUGAUUAGAAACUGGACUCCUCAUUCUUUUUAUCCCUUGCACAUUUCACACACAUUGAAAUAGAGAUAGGUAAAAUUUAUGAGGGAAAUCUAAUUUCCCAAUCCUGUUGAAUAGAUUUAGGAAAAUAGUGGCCUAAUUUUACCAGUACCUGUUGAAGGCCAUAGAAUAAACAGUAGGUAAAAGCGAAUAACAACUUUUUGCAAAUAUAGUCGCUAGCCUAAUCAAACUGUAAAUAUAACUACAAAUAUACAUUCUGAGCACCAGCUCACUCAUUGGUGCCACGUUUUCAUUUUUCUUAUUAUUAGUUUUUAAGGUUUUUAUUGUAUUCCUUUUUUUAUAUAUCACUAAGUAACUAAUGAAUUUUAAUUUUGAAGGAGAGUUAGAGUAAGUUGAAGUUUUUACUACGUGUAUUCAACCUGCCUAGUUAUGUUCUAAACUGACACUGAAGCAUGGCAAGGUAUAGACUAAAGUCCAUAAAUAUUCUUUACAGUUCACAGUUUAAGAACAAAUUUAACUUUAUAUACAAAUAAUAAUUAAUUGUUAACUAAUUAUAUUUAGUCGUUGCUUUGGCAACAAAACUACAACAUGGCUACCUUUAGGCACAUUUUUGGUGUGUGCGUGAAAAUUUUACUUGUAAACUAUACGUGGUUUGUGACAGUAUGAGCUUGUAGAAGAUACAGCUCAAAACUCUCGACACAGAUACAUUUGAAUAUUCUUUUUUAAAUCCCAAAGUCUCAUGUGAAAGCUGAAUUUGUGUCCUUGUGUGACUUUUUGGUCAAAAAGUUUACUACACAUGGAUUCUAGAGUCAGGUUUUAUAGCUUAUAGAAUUUGUUGUGUGGGUAGGGUUAUUCCACAGUAUUUAGACUUAAAACACAAUCGUUGCAUUUAUAGUACAUUACCUGACCUUUAUUCACACAUUUAUUUCUUCAAAGUUACCCUAUUCAAGUGGCAUAACCGUAGCUGCAUAAAUUCUGUUUUCUGGAAUUACGUAUUUACACAAAUAUAUCUAAAUGAGGAUUGAAGCAUAGUUUGAAAUAAUUCAUAUUUGUAAGACCAUACUUCAAGAUACUGUGGAAUGACCCCUUAACAGUGUUUAAGAGACAUAUGCUGCAGUUAACUGAUUGUCUCAGUUAGGGUGCGAAUGUGUGAGACACACCUAUUUUGCACUUAUGUACAUAGUCCAUGAAAGCAAUUCUUGGAGCUUUGUUGAAUUUAAGAAGUCUGUGAUAGUAAUGGAAAAGUUAGUAAGACAGAGUUCUUUCUAAGGCUGUGAGAAGAAGGGAUUUUUUGCUAUAAGACUUAACAAAAGUAUGAUGCUGCUUUGCUGUUGUGGAGGCUGUCUAGUUUGCUACAGCUCACCAAAAGAGAAGACUUGUAACAGGUCAACUUCAGCUUACAGCACUGAACAAGAGUAACAGUACUUCAUCAUUUAGCAAGACCACUAGCAAAGAUUGUUUGCUCUGUUAAUUAAUCUCCCCUGUAAAUACACACACACACACACCCACACACCCACACACACACCCAGGCAGGUUUCUGGCUGAGGUUUUCUUUUUUCAGUGGUUACAAGCAGUGAAAUACACUAUAAAUUGCAAGACAAAUAUUCCCAUUAGAAUAGAACCAGAUUUCAUCUUUCACAGAAAUUUAUCAAUGUAUUAUAUCAAUUAAUGUGUAUAUCAAGUCAUAUGUAUUUAAGUGACAAUCAAAUUGUUAAUGUUGACCAUGAUUCCUCCUUUCAGAACCAGAACACAAAACCAAAUUGGGAACCAUUGAAAGAUUUCACUCAACAGUUAAGUAUGGCCAGCAUGGGGGCAUUUCACUCCCUUCAACCAAGGAAAAAAGGCUCCUGUCAUAAAUUUAUAAAUGGCUUUACUUGCAUUAUUUACAUUAUACCUGUUCAGUUGGGGCUGUUUUCUGACUUACAGAUUGCAAAGUACUUCACUGUGCCACUUCAGCCUCCCACUGUUUGGCUUUAACUAACCAGGAGAAAAGCAGCCAAAAACUUAGAUAAAAUAAGAGCUAGAAGAGAAUGUUUCAAUCAGAUCAUCUCUAUCAAUUUUUGUUCUCACACCACCUACAGAUGGCCACUUAACUUUCCUGUGGCCCCUAGGGAAUGAGACCUAGAAAAGGUCAAGGUUCAGAAGGUCAAAGAAUUGAUCACUAUCACUACAGGUACUUUGAGUCCUUCAUAUCUUGGGGCAUGUUGCUCUUGCCCUGCAGAAGGAGCCCAUCCUGGGAUGGGGGGAGUUGGUAUUUAAUUGCUACCCAUUUUGGCAGCCCUUACUAUAGAAACAGGAAAAUAAACCAAAGCUGGAAAGCAAUCCAAGCCUUACAGUUGUCCAAUCGCUCAGGGCCAGUUGGCUAGAAAGUUCUUUCUGUUGUUGUUGUUGUUCCCUCAACCAUGAUCACUUAGAGUCAGCCAUACAACAGUCUGACCAUCUGACCAGCAUUCCUCUUCAUAUAAAAUUUAAGCAUUCAUUCCUUCUGUAGUUAGGAACUUCACCAUGAGCCUUAUUGCCAACAUAUUCUCCCAAUAUAACCCAUGUUCUUGUGUUGACAUUUCCCUGUGAACCCGUAAGCCACAGAAUAUAUUUUCAUAAGGUUGAUAGAGAUAUCAAAAGAUUUUAAGGAAGAUUCAUCUAUGAAAUCGUUGGUAUGAACCUAGAAGCAUCACAAAAGAUAUUGAAUGAAUUGGUAGCAUGGUGUGUAUGCUGAUAGCCACUGGGUCAUUUUCUCUGGAGCUUAGUAUACUCAGUGACUGUGUUUAUAUAAGUAAAACAGAUUAGAGAAGGAAGUAUAAUUGAAAAAUGUAUAUAACUGAGGCCAAAAAGGACCUCUAUUAUUAAUUCCAAAAAAAGGGUUUAAUCUGACUAAUUCGUAUAGCGUCCAGCCCCUCCACUUGUCCUUGCCUAUAAUAGAAUCGUCCAUUAAUACUCAAAAGUAGGAUUUUUCCAGAGAAAUUGUAUCUUUAAAUAGAACCCAUCCUCAAUUAUGGUGCACAUAAAAGAAGGAAAAAAUCACUAUGAAAUAAGUCACAGUUCUUUGCAGAUAUUGCAAAAAUCUUUGCUAGUCAUCUUCUAUAUCAUAUCGUUUAAUUACAAAAGAUACCUCUGUAGGAAGACCUAAAGGUAACCCAACAUUUAAUCAGUGCUUUUUUUUCUUCCAAAACACACAUCUAAAGAUUUAUCUGUCAGAGAACUGCAUGGUUUCAAAGCUUUAUUUCCAUAUUCAGAUGCUAUUUGUUAGUGAUGGAAACCAAAUUAUUUCGUUGCUAUGCCUUUUGUGUCUAGCAGUGGAGAGGAUGACCUGACCAUCAGCUAUUGGAUUCUUGGGUUUGCAUUUUCAAAACAAAUUUUCCUACUAUUAUUGCUUCUGCUUUAAUUAUUAAAAAAAAAAAGAACCAUUUGUUAACCUGCCCCCAGAUUAUAAUCAUUUAAAUUAAGACUUAAAAAAAAAAAGAUACUGCUAAAUGUACUCUUUUUAUUUAAAGGGCAAACUUUAAAAAAUGUUGAAUUUAAAAAUACCUGUAGAUAAGAAAAGGAGCUCUGGUGGCACAAUGGUUAAAGCACUCAGCUGCGCACUAAAAGGUCAGCAGUUUGAACCCACCAGCAACUCUGUGGAAGACCUGGCAAUCUGCUCCCAUAAAGAUUACAGCCUUAGAAACCCUAUAGAGCAGUUCUACUCUGUCAUGUGGGGUCGCUAUGAGUCAGAAUCGACUUGACAGCACACAACAAUAGAUAAGAAUAUUAUUGGCCUUGUACAACAAUUAUAGAUUUAAAUAAUGACCAGAAUAGUUCAUAAGUAUAAACUGUUCCUGUAAUAUUUUGCCUCCAAAAUGCAAUAGCUCAUUCCCUCAACUGCUAUGCUAUCAAUAGGGCAGAUGCUUCAAUUUUGCUUUGCUGUUUUUGUUUUUGUUUUUGUUUUUUGCCAAGCUAUAGUGCUGUAGUGCUUGUUUCGUGUUUAGAAGUGUGCAUUAUGCACCUCAUUUUAGUAUGCUACAUCUGCGUUGCUCAUUUUUUGUUCUUUUAAUAAAAUGUGUAAAUUUC
Messenger RNA from Loxodonta africana (African savanna elephant), 9289 nucleotides. It is a transcript of the gene MBNL3, whose product is annotated as muscleblind like splicing regulator 3. Gene Ontology annotation, molecular function: RNA binding; metal ion binding. Lineage: Eukaryota; Metazoa; Chordata; Mammalia; Proboscidea; Elephantidae. Gene Ontology annotation, cellular component: nucleus. Gene Ontology annotation, biological process: regulation of RNA splicing. The coding region runs from base 431 to 1522 and encodes 363 amino acids. The transcript has 9 exons. The record is from RefSeq and is a predicted model, not a curated record.